Messenger RNA from Meriones unguiculatus (Mongolian gerbil), 6895 nucleotides. RefSeq names its product peptidase M20 domain containing 1 (gene Pm20d1). The transcript is spliced from 13 exons. The record is from RefSeq and is a predicted model, not a curated record. NCBI's taxonomy places the organism in Eukaryota, Metazoa, Chordata, Mammalia, Rodentia, Muridae. The coding region runs from base 23 to 1534 and encodes 503 amino acids. Gene Ontology annotation, molecular function: hydrolase activity, acting on carbon-nitrogen (but not peptide) bonds, in linear amides. Gene Ontology annotation, biological process: amino acid metabolic process.
UUGACGGUGCCUCCCGACAGACAUGGCUGGGCGGGUUGUUAACUUGCCGGCCCAGGCAACUGCACUCCUGCUCUUUCUCGCCUGCGUCUUCGGAUCCACCGACCCUAGGAGCAGAGAAAUUCGGGGGGCGUCGAGGAUCCCUUCCCAGUUCAGCGAGGAGGAGUGCAUGGCUAUUAAAGAGGCGCUGAAAGGUGCCAUCCAGAUUCCCACAGUGUCUUUCAGCCCUGAGAAAUCCAACACCACAGCCCUCGCUGAGUUUGGAGACUACAUUCACAAAGCCUUUCCUACAGUAUUCAACCGCAGCUUUAUCCGGCAUGAAGUCGUGGGACAGUAUAGCCACCUGUUCUCUGUCCAUGGCUCAGACCCCAGUUUGCAGCCCUACAUGCUGAUGGCUCACAUGGAUGUGGUUCCUGCCUCUGAAGAAGAAUGGGAAGUGCCCCCGUUCUCAGGCCUGGAACGUGAUGGCUUCAUCCAUGGCCGGGGCACACUGGACAACAAAAACUCCCUGAUGGCAAUCCUGCAGGCCUUGGAGCUCCUGUUGACCAGAAACUAUAGGCCCAGAAGAUCUUUCUUCAUUGCUUUGGGCCAUGAUGAGGAGGUGUAUGGGCUAAAGGGAGCUCGGCAGAUUGCAUCACUCCUACAGGCAAGGGGUGUUAAGCUGGCCUUCCUUGUGGAUGAAGGGAGUUUUAUUUUGGAAGGUUUUAUUCCAAAACUAAAGAAGCCUGUUGCCAUGAUUUCAGUCACAGUGAAGGGUAUCCUUGACCUCAUGCUGCAAGUAAACAUGACUCCGGGCCACUCUUCAGCACCCCCAAAGGAGACAAGCAUUGGCAUCCUUUCUGCUGCUGUCAGCCGACUGGAGAAGACACCAAUGCCAAACAUGUUUGGAAGUGGACCAUUGGAGAAGACAUUGAAUCUACUGGCAAAUGAGUUUUCCUUCCCUACCAAUAUAGUCCUGAAAAACCUGUGGCUAUUUCGUCCCAUUGUAAGCAGGUUACUGGAGAAGAAUCACAUAACCAAUGCACUGAUCAGAACCACUGCAGCCCCCACUAUGUUCAAUGCAGGAGUCAAGGAGAAUGUCAUCCCCCCAUUGGCUCAGGCUACAAUCAACUUCCGAAUUCACCCUUCACAGACAAUGCAUGAGGUCCUAGAACUUGUCAAGAAGACCAUGGCUGAUGACCGAAUCCAGAUGCGUGUGUUGAGAUUCACUGAUCCCGUGCCCAUCAGCCCCUCUGAUGACCAGGCCUUGGGCUACCAGCUGCUUCAACAGACCAUAAAAUCUGUCUUCCCAGAAGUCAAUAUCGUUGUGCCUGGUAUUUGUAUUGCGAAUGCAGACUGCCGACACUAUGCCAACAUCACCAACGGCAUCUACCUGUUCAACCCCGUGUUCCUGCAGCCUGAGGGCUUCAGUAGUAUCCAUGGAAUCAAUGAGAAAAUCUCAGUUCAGAGCUACCAGAACCAGGUGAAGUUCAUCUUUGAGUUAAUGCAAAAUGCUGAUACCAACACAGAGCCAGUUCCUCAUCUGCACGAACUAUGAAUCGAGGAUCCGGCUGAGUGAGGGGUGCCCAGCACUGCGCCAGGACUACCCUAAAGGGAGAGAACACUGAUACUGAUGGAAGGUUUGAUAGAAAACAUCUUGUCAUGCAGAGCUCAGCUGCCUCCUCCACUCACCAGGGAAUGAGCUCCAUGGAGAAGAGGAAGAUGAGCAGAAACUGGCCUGUUAGCCUCUGGAUGUCUGUGUUCUUCCCCUGAGUGGCAUUCACUGCCUUCUGCUCUGUCCUGCUUGUUGGCCUCUCUCUUGUUGGUUAUUUAACUAUUCCACUUUCCCAGCCUGACUUAGCAAAUGUAGAUUUUGGAAAAAUCUCAAGCAGGUUUUAUCUAGAUAGAAUGUUAAUUUAGGGUGCUUGAGCUGGACUGUCUUCUAGAAUUUCCUUUCUCCUGUCAUUUUCUCUCAGACUUUGGAGCUGCCUCUUGGCCUCUCCUUUUCUGCCUCUGCUUCCUUUCUCCAUUCUCAGGUUCAUUCCACAUCUGGAAUAAGACUCAGUCAAACUGAGACACUCUCACAAUCACAGUCAGUCAAAUAAAGGGGUUGGGGACUGUAGCAUCAGCUGCUCUCUGACAAGUGAGCAUGAGGUAGAAACUUUGAGAGAACACCAUAACUACUGGUACCAGAGGCUGGGGCCUGAAAAAGUAAGCUGCUGACCUUGGGCUCCUGGGACUUUGUUCAACCCUGUUCCUGCCACCUGCACUUGCUGCUCCACCCCAGGAAACACUAAUCCAUUGAAGCAUUUUGCUGGCACAGCCUAUGGGGCUGAGCUCCCAAGAAAGAAACUUUCACUCAAGAUCCAGCUUCCCACUGGAGCCCAGAACCAGCAGAGCCCUGGCCCUGGCGUCAUGUCCUGUUUCAGGGAAGUGAAGGGCAAUAAAGGGGGUGGUUAGAGGGUUUCUUCCCUGGUCAAGACAGGCAAGGGGAGGUAGCCUCCAUUAGAGGACAGCAGAACUCCUGUCUUCUCUCUGGACUCUAACCCUAGGCAUAUUUGAAUCUUCCCAGUAGCUGCCAGGUUGGGGGGGGCAUUGGAAAGCAGCAUUUCUUGACUCAAGGCCAAGAUCUGUGCUUUUUGGGUCACAAGGGAGUCAAGGUCACAAGAGGAGAUACAGAAACAGGACUUGAAAGACUCCAUCUUUUCCCUUCUCCAGGCCAGGACAGUCUAUGUGUACCAGGGCUUUGAUAGUACUAGGUUUCCUUGAUAACUCCUCAGUAACCCCAAUUCUCCCUCACUCCCAAAUCCUUACCUUCCUCCUGUGGAUGUGAACUGUUCCUUGCAGCUUGGGCUUAAUUGUCACUGUUAGAAACAGUGUGGGAAUUAUUCAAGCUUUUUUGCUAUUCCUGCUAAGAUUCACAUUCCUUCCCUCACUCUCCCUUUCUGGCCAAUUCAGUACUUAUUCAGUCUUUGUUGGAGGGCAAGCUUAAGAACAAAAACAAUUCUUCAUUUUUGUGCAGAGCCCUACAAAGUAGUUUUAUACACCUUAUCUCAACCCUGUAAACAUGUUACUGUUAGUCCUUCCUAACAGAUGGGUGGGCUACACAUCUAGCUGUAAACAGUUAUGGAAACCCACAUUACCUGGCUCCCAAACUCACCAUUAUUCUCUGAUCUGACUCACCACUGAAUUCUUAUUUAAUCCUCAUAGCAACUUCUGUGGUAUGUGUGUACCCCACAUUUGUAUGUUGUAAACUUAAUCAUAUAAGAAAAGUAUUCAGAGGUGGGAAACACAACCUUUAUAGGGCUAUUAGGGUUAGACAAGGCUAUCAGGGCUGAGCCCCAUCUUUGACUUACUGAUAGCUUUUUAAGAUGAGAGUUUGAGAAGACAGAUACAUUUAAAUUGAUUUGGACAUUGUACCAUGAAUACAUAUGUCAAAAUAUCACACAGUACCCCAUUAUAAGAGAAAAAGAGAGCAGAAGACAGACAAGUUAAUACAUGCAUUCCUACAUCUUGCCAUGCGAAGUCCUGUGCCAUCUCUACAGCAAAAAGACCUUUACCAAGGAGCAAACCAGUGUUCCCCACAUGAUUUUAAAGCUCCAGAGCUGUAAGCCAAAAUAAACCUCCUUUCUUUGUAACUCAACCCAGUUUGUAGUAUUGUGUUCUUGAAAACAGAAAACAGUAACACAACUCAAAUAUGCUAUUGCUCCAUUUUAUAAAUGAAGUCCCGGGCUUAAAAAUCCCAAGGUUGCCCAAGGCCAUGCAGGUAUUAAGGACAGGGUCUCUGUGAAUUCAAAGUCUAUGCUAAUAGUUCUCCCAAAAGCCCAAAGUGACAGGAUCCUCAAGGAGCAGUUGUAGAAAUAAAAGGAGGUCCUGAGUCCCCAAGUCCUGCCUCCCCCCCAAGAAACUGUGGGGUGUAGCUUACUGCUUUUUCCCCUCUAUCUGGAAUCAGUUCCCCACUCUAGCUCUGUUCCUCUGGCUGACCUCUCCUUAUUCACACCUCUCCCUGUGUCUGCUAGCACUUCCUAUUCCCAUUCUCCAGGUUCAGCUCUAUGGAGGACAAUCACAUCUCUAAUGACUACAGUGACUGGAGGGAUGUACAGCAACUUAUCCCCUUCCAUCCCACUUUCUUUUCUAGCUUCAGAAAGGAUAAGCUUUCUGCAACCCCUAAUGGGAAAAAAGGCCCUUGAGAGAGAAAGCCCUGACUCCUUCCCUGAGAGAUCACAAAUGCCAGUCAAUGGCCCUGAAGGGUCCUGGGAGGUAUGGAUCACAGCUUUAGAUAGCAUAGCUACAGUUAGACUUUUCAUAGGUGAACAAUAAAUCUGAGGCAUUCCUCCAACCCAAACCCUACCCACUUACCAAACCCUAAAUUCACCUUGAAAGAGACCCAGGAGAUGAAUGUCUACACACGUAUCUCCUGACCCUGAUGACAGAGUUCAAGCUUUCUUUUAUCUCCCUUUAUGCCUACCUAGGUGGGAAGGGGACAAAAUAUGUGUAAGCAAAGACAAUGGAGAAGGUGAGUAAAAUUGGGCUGUAGUCCUGGAUUGUGACUAUUCUUUUUAUUUCAUUUUUGUUUGUUUUGAUACAUGGUCUCACAGUGUAGCCCUGGUUGUCCUGGAACUCACUAUGUAAGCCAGGAUGGCCUCAAAUUCAUAGAGAUCCCCCUGCCUUUGCCUUCUGACUGCUGGGAUUAAAGGUGUGCACCAACACCCCUGGCUUAAUUCUACUCUUCCAAUAAGAGCUGAACAUUUCAUCAAAUGUUUUUGAAAACAUAAAUAUACAUACAUAUAUAUUAAAGAUUUAUUUAUUUACUAGGAAUAUAGUGUUCUGCCUACAUGUAUGCCUGCACACCGAAAGAAGGCACCAGACCCCAUUAUAGAUGAUGAUGUGGUUGCUGGGAAUUGAACUCAGGGUCUCUAGAAGAGCAGCCAGUACGCUUAACCUCUCCAGUCCCCAAAACAUAAAUAUUUUAAUUGAAAUAAAACAACUUAAAAUUCUUAUGUUUUGAUGUCUAACACAGUCAAUUAUGAAAAUGUUCCUUGCAUAUGUUAUUUUAGAUCGACAAAUAUAAAAUUUUCAGAAUUGUAUAAAUUGUUUAAAAAACGUUCCAGCUGGGAAAUGGUGGUGCACACCUUUAGUCACAGCACUUGAGAGGCAGAGGCAGGCAGAGCUCUAUGAGUUCAAGGCCAGCCUGGCCUGAAGAGUGAAUUCUAGGACAGCGAAGAUGAUAUAGAUAAACCCUGUCUUGAAGAACCCAUGAGUACACCAAAGCAGGGAUUGGAACUCAAAGACCAUCAAGAAAAUAGAUUUUCAAUACUACUGAUAAAUAACAUGUCACACCAGGAUCAUUGUCUGAGGGGAAGCUGUAACAAGCUUUCCUUUGUCUUGGCUAAGCAUUUCGACAACUCAGUUCUUCCCUGUACUCAGAAGCCAAGCCUGUCUCUAGUCCACAACAACACAGCCCACAAGCCUUUGGGACAAGUCAGACAUGGUUAACUUUUUCUGAAGACAGAAGGCAUACUUGCUUUGGCAAGCACACACACCAAACUUGGAAGCAAGCAAAGGUUGGUGUUCCCCCAUCCACCCUGCAAGGAUGGCAUAGGAAUUUGUAAGAUGUUCCAUAGUUUUUAAAUUAUUAUCUUUUAUUUUUAUGUGUAUAGGUGUUCCAUGUGUAUGUGUGCUUUGUACUGUGUGUAGUACCUGCAUAGGCCAGAAAAGGGCACCAGAUCCCCUGGGACUAGAAUUAUAAAAGGUUGUGAACCACAUUAUAGGUGCCGGGAAUCAAACUCUAGUCUUCUGGAAGAGCAACCAGUGUUCUUAAUCACAGAGUCAUCUCUCCGUCUUCAAAGUAAUUACAAGAUAGAACAAAAUAUAUACUAUUUUAAUUUAUUAAUUUAAAUGAAGACAUAGGGCAAGAUAGAGAAGUGUUUCCCUGGAGUCUGAUCUCUCAGGAAUGUAUACUCAGAGUUACUAGUUGUUCCAUCAACAGUGAAUAUUAAAUGUCAAGGGACAGAGUGUUUGGCAUAUCAUGGCUAUAAUAUAUGGCUCAUUCUAAAGCAAGAAGCCCAGGGUGAGUGAUUCUGUUGCCCAAGCAUAUGAGAUGAAGUCUUAUUCUAUAUGUGUUGCAGGGCCUCAUUUGGACAUGGGCCUCCAUAGUGAAGAGACUUCCAGCUCUGAGACUUCAGAGUUCAAUGAGAACUGUACAAAGAACUGAGAAAGUGUGCUAAGAUUAUAAGCAGAUAGGCAUGUGAGACCUUCAGAAAACCAAACCCUGUCAGAUUGGGCUUUGUAAGUCAGGGGAGAGAAAGAGAAGUACAGUAAAGACCCUUUUUUGGGUACUGUCUUUUGUUCCUUCUUUCUAACCCUUGUACAGAAUUUACUAUCUUCUAGGCACUAUGUGAUAUAUAAAGGUAAUGGUGAUGAUAUAAUUAGCCUAUGAAGUAAGCUGUUGCAGUGUAACAAGUGGAAAACAGAGGCAGUGAAAUGAGAAAAGAUAUAUAAAUGCAAAAGUUGUUAGUCAUUAGGGAAAAGCAAAUUAAAACUACAGUGAGAGACCACUUUAUAUCCACCAGGUUGGCUGUAAUCAAAAUAAGUGGAAAAUAACAAAUGCUGGCAAGUAUGUAGUGAAGUUGGAAGCCUUGUGCAUUCACUGGUGGGAACAGUUGGUGUUUCCUCUAAAGUUAAACAGAGAAUUACCAUAUUACCCUGCAAUUCCACUUGAAAGUAUGUGGUCAAGAGAAAUGAAAACAACAAGUGUUUAAACACCUUUUUGUCAACCCAAAAAAUGACAUCACAGAAAUUUUUGAAUAUAAAAUUUUAAUGUAUACAAUUUAAAAUAUUUACACAUCUAUCCUCGAAGACUUUGUAAUGUACACUGGGAAACAAAAUGAAUGUAAUAAAACAAGAUGUUCAUGGGCCA